This is a messenger RNA of Periconia digitata, 1065 nucleotides long. NCBI's taxonomy places the organism in Eukaryota, Fungi, Ascomycota, Dothideomycetes, Pleosporales, Periconiaceae. The record is from the annotation of a GenBank genome assembly.
UCAAUGGCCCACGAAAGCAACCCAAAUGACACUAUUCCCGUCAUCGACAUCUCUUCUUCUUCCGCCGAAGUAGCUCAGCAAGUUCUCGACGCAGCCUCGUCCCACGGCUUUCUCUUCAUCAAGAACGAUGGAAUCACUAUUCCGCCGAAAGACAUCUCUGACAUGUUUGAGCUGUCUCGUCAAUAUUUCCAGCAGCCUGAUGAACAGAAGAGUGAAUUUGCCAUCCACUCGGAAAAAGCAGGCGGUAUCAAUCGCGGCUGGGUGAAGAUGCAAGGAGAGUCUCUAGAUCCAGAGGGCCAAAAACAAGGUGACCCAAAAGAAGCCUUCAACAUCGGCACACCACCCCCCAAUCAGUCCCUUCAACCCCUUCCUUCGCCCAUUUCAACCUCCUCACCACUUAUCUCACGCUUCCAAACCUCCUGCCACACGCUCUGCACGCGCAUCUUGACGCUCCUAAACAUCGCGCUACAAAUUCCAGAUUCAGACUAUUUCUCCUCACGUCACGACCAAUCACUUGGUCCGUCUGGAACCAUCUUCCGGAUGCUGUAUUACCCCGCUUCCCGUAAGCCAAAGCACAGUGAGAAGAGAGAGUCUAUUCGCGCGGGAGCGCACUCCGACUACGGCUCCCUAACCCUACUGUUCCGUCUCCCAGGCCAACCCGGCCUCGAGCUCUAUCAACAAGCUACCAACACCUGGAUUCCCGUUCCUGUCAAUCCUUCACCUUUGACGCUCGCUGAACCGCCUAUUCUUGUGAAUAUUGGAGAUUUGUUGUCGUUCUGGACCGGUGGGAUGCUGAAGAGUACCGUGCAUAGGGUUGCUUUCACGGGUGAUGAAGCGCAGGAGGAGAGGUACAGCAUGGCAUAUUUUUGUCAUCCGUUGGACGAUGCAGCGUUGGAGGCUGUACCGGGGCCAGUCAUAAGGGGGUUUGUAGAGAGUGGGAAAGGUGGAGCGGAGUUGGAGCGUCAGAGGGAGAGGCUGGGGUUGCAGAAGGGGGUGGAAGAGGUCUUGACGGCGAAGCAACAUUUGGAUAGGAGGUUGAAAGUCACGUAUAGGCUGAAGAAUUGA